Melampsora larici-populina 98AG31 is the source of this 1614-nucleotide messenger RNA. RefSeq lists its product as uncharacterized. The record is from RefSeq and is a predicted model, not a curated record. The transcript is spliced from 5 exons. The coding region runs from base 1 to 1614 and encodes 537 amino acids. NCBI's taxonomy places the organism in Eukaryota, Fungi, Basidiomycota, Pucciniomycetes, Pucciniales, Melampsoraceae.
AUGACCCUGCUUCCCGAGGGGCGCUCAAGUAAGAGUGAGGUGUUGCCCGCCUCAGUUCAGGCACCACCGAGCGAUACUGAGCGGUUCCUGGCUGCUCCAGGAGCAGUGUGGGUCCCCAGCGAACCCAGACCGGGCCAACUACCUGCGGAAACUUUCACACAUGACUGCUCUCGUCCGAUAUGGAGAUCAAGAACGGACUACCCCGAAAUCGUCAACUGGCGAUCAACCCGGGUGAUUUCAGACGACAAGAUCGCCGUCUCUUUUAAUGGCGUGUGUACUGAGGCAAGGGCGAUGAAUGGAUUGGACCAUCAGUCCGAUCCCCUCCCAUGGUGCCGAGACGGCGUCAGCCCCAGGCGUGAAGCGGCUGCUUCUGCCCGGUACAAUCUCGAUGUUCUUCGACCGGAACGCCCUGAUUCGUCUUCUGGGGAAGACGAGGUCAUGCGAGACCUCUUGUUGGAUUCUGAAGGUGAAGAUCAAAAUGUGGCUCCGGGGCCUUCAGCUGCGCGCUUGAGCUCGGCUCGUAGGCAGCGAUGUGUACCCCAUUCUUUGUCUUCGUUAUCUACCCCGACCUCUUCUGCCACUGCGCCCAACGUCCCAUUUGGGGGCAACCCCCUGAUUAGGAAGGAGUCUCCUGUGAUACAUCCUGCCUUGAAUGAGGAUGUUCCACGGACUCGAGGUCGAAGGAGUGCAUCGCCUGCCCGUGGAAACGUCGCCAAGGGACCUCGCGUUCGUAAGCCCCCCCAAGGUUUGGCCCAUGGUCAGCCUACGGUGUCGCAUCCGAACCAACGCCCACUGCCCUCCGUGGCGCCAGUGCCUCAUCAACUGGUGUCGAACGUUACAAAAAUCACACCUACGGUACAAUUUCGACCUUUUGGCCGACUCACGUCGACACCGGCUGGGCCUCAACCCAUGAUCCCUCUGAGGCCCGGGUCACCUGUCAAGUCACUUCUGGGAGCUCGUGACAUGAAUCGUUUGGUUCCUCACCGUCCGGUUGCUUAUCUCGGGCGUGAGGGGCAAGGCCCAUUUGGGCAACCUCCCAGGACCACGACGCCGGCGGCUGUCGACCUAUGUGGCAAAGGGCGUCAACCGAGGCUUGCCAAUCACACUGGCGACCCCCGUGAGCCGACUCGGUCUGCACGUCCGGCCUUACGUGCUCCUCUGGCCAGUUCAAUGCGCGCUGAAGGAGGUGAGGGACCAUCUUCAUGGCCUUUCAGCUCGGCGGCUUUUUGGGACGCCGGCCCCUCAGAUGCUCCGACACCGAGUCCCAAGCCAUCGUCAACUCCGGGUCGUAUGCGUUGGGGUCCUCCAGGUUAUGUGGACCUCUUCUGGCUUCGCCACUUGGCUCAGUUUCGUCCUUUUGCUGUGCCCAAAGAGGUCAACGAUCGAUUCCAUCAGUUAACAGUCUAUGUACAAAAAAGGCUAAUAGUUUGGAUGAUUUGCUGGUGGAUUCCUGAUCGAAGUGAUAUCAGAUCCAGAUGGAGUCGGUUUUCCCCCGCCUCCAGGCAUUCGCACCAUGAUGGCUUCCUUGGAAAGCAAGUCCAACGUCACGUUUGGCUCGCGUUUGAGGGUUUUAAACCAAACUCGACCCCUAACAUAGUUACAAUCACCAGGUAA